AUGCUAGGCCAGACAGGGCUCGGCUACUCCUUCGACGACUUCACUAACUCCAAGGCGGACGAGCUGGGUGACUGCAUCAAGCGCUUCUUCCCCGUUCUAGUGCAGAACACCGCGAUGCUUCUGGUCUGCUCCGAGCUCGAACCGUGGUUCUCUCACUCCACCAUCCGCGCGCUGUUCUGUCUCGUCCCCCAUAAGGGUAUUCGGUACUUCAUGUACAUCAGUGAUACCAUGACGAAGCGCGCCCGAGAAAUCAUUGUGCGGGCCAACAUAGCGGCGGCAGACAACGAGAAGUUGACGCACGAAGAGCUCGUGGCCCAGAUCUCGACGUUCAUGCUCGCUGGAAUGGACACCACCUCCAACGCCCUCGCACGGGUUUUCCAGCUCCUCGCUGAGCAUCCCGAGGCGCAGGCCAAGCUUCGCGCCGAGGUCGCCGAAGCGCAAGGCAACGACCGCGCCGACCUCUCGUACGAAGUCCUCGAGCGCCUCCCGUAUCUCGACGCCGUCUGCCGCGAGACCCUCCUCUUCGCCCCCGUCCCCGCGUCAAGCCGCACCACCUACGACAGCGCGACGAAAGACACCGUGCUCCCGUUCAUGGAGCCCAUCCGGCUGCGCGACGGCACCGAGGUUUCCGAGUUGUUCGUCGAGCGCGGCACGACCGUCACCCCGCUCUUCUUCGCGACGAACAUCGACAGGGCGCUCUGGGGCCCGGACGCGAACGAGUGGAAGCCCGAGCGCUGGCUGAGAGCCAUCCCGAAGCCGGUGGAGGACGCGCGGAUCCCGGGGGUCUAUGCGCAUCUGACGACGUUCUCGGCCGGGACACACUCGUGUAUCGGUUUCAAGUCUUCGCAGCUCGAGAUGAAGGUCAUCAUCUCGCUGUUGAUCACGCGGUAUCAGUUCGACGUUACCCGAAAGCCGGUCGCAUGGAACUUUGCGCCUGUGAUCCACCCGACCAUGGGCGAAGAGAGCGAGAGGCCGGAGUUGCUGUUGAACGUGACUGCAACCGAGGAUUGA
Epithele typhae is the source of this 1011-nucleotide messenger RNA. Its product is annotated as cytochrome P450. The record is from RefSeq and is a predicted model, not a curated record. Gene Ontology annotation, molecular function: iron ion binding; monooxygenase activity; oxidoreductase activity, acting on paired donors, with incorporation or reduction of molecular oxygen. Lineage: Eukaryota; Fungi; Basidiomycota; Agaricomycetes; Polyporales; Epitheliaceae. Bases 1 to 1011 code for a protein of 336 amino acids. The transcript has 7 exons.